Molecule: messenger RNA, 660 nt
Organism: Fibroporia radiculosa
Lineage: Eukaryota; Fungi; Basidiomycota; Agaricomycetes; Polyporales; Fibroporiaceae
Exons: 3
Coding region: 1-660 (219 amino acids)
Source: RefSeq, a predicted model, not a curated record
AUGGCUGCCAUUGUAUCCCCACGCCCUCGCCUCGCUCGUCCUCCGCGCUCCAUCAUGGAGCCCCCACAUAUACAAGAGAAGGCCCACGUCGGUCCGCAUAGGCGGGCGCCCCGCAGCCCUCCGAGGCUUGGAUCCCCUAUUGAUCUCUUCGAUCCUCGUGCCUACAAGUCCAAUAUCUCCAAGUCAUCGACGCCGUGUAGCCCCAUGAAGAGACGCAGAGGCCUUACAUUCAACCCAGUCCGCUCGCCGCGACGGCGGCAUUGUAUGCGCACCGAAUGCCCUCUUUCUCCGUUGGGUGGACCUGCAUUGUUCGACCGCCUGCCGUGGAUCUCGCAGUUAGAGAAUUCACCAGAUUCUGUUUCUGCAUUCGAUAUUGCAGACUUAUCGGUCCUGGCAGAGGAGCUAUCUCGUCCGCAAUCGCCUCGUACAGGUCCCGUUCGUCAUCGCAAGUCAUCGCGGUUUAAUCAACUCCCAUCUAUCGACGAUUUCGAUUAUUUCCCUCCACAUCUCCACGAACUUCCGGUGUAUGCACUACUCCCGCCGGACCGAUAUCCGCCUACUCCGCGGACGCCACCACCCAGGGAAACAUUCCUGCCUUCUGAUAUCCAUUUUCAAGGACUUCGUCCGGCCUUCCCACCGGGAUUCGAUGACUCAUGUUAA